AUGACACAGCGUUUUGUCAAACUUACUGCAGAAAAUAAAACAGGUUUUUGGCAUUGGCUGCGUCAGUGGCUAGUAAUUGAUCCAAAUCGUUCUUCGGGACUUACACGUAAUAAUCAAUUCCGGAAGCCAUCUCCAGGGACGCCUGCAAAGCCAUAUAUCGGCCCAUUAAAUCUUCCCGCAUCCGAUAUUGCAGAGAAUCCAUAUUGGAAACGAGAUGCUCGUCGUAACUAUCCUCGGCUCAGUGUAGUUACACAGGAAACACUUGCAGAAUUGCUCUUAUUAGGCAAUGCUAAAUGUUCAGCAACAACUAAUGUGUCUGAAACAUCUGAAACAAGUAUCGAGCCUGCUACCAACCGUUCAUUAUCAGUCACUCUUCAACAUGUCCCAUCUGCCGAGGUUCAGAGUAUGAUGCUUACUAAGAAAGGUAUUGCACCUCUUCCUGGUAAGCCGUAUCACUGGUUGUUGGAUCAACAAGGCGGUUAUCCUUCAAGUAAGUCAAUUUUUAUGCAGCAUUCUGUAAAGAAACUGGGAAAAUGCAGUAAAACAGCUAUUCAAAUCUACUAA
This is a messenger RNA of Pneumocystis jirovecii RU7, 564 nucleotides long. RefSeq lists its product as uncharacterized. NCBI's taxonomy places the organism in Eukaryota, Fungi, Ascomycota, Pneumocystomycetes, Pneumocystales, Pneumocystaceae. The transcript has 2 exons. The coding region runs from base 1 to 564 and encodes 187 amino acids. The record is from RefSeq and is a predicted model, not a curated record.